Molecule: messenger RNA, 5286 nt
Organism: Cynoglossus semilaevis (tongue sole)
Lineage: Eukaryota; Metazoa; Chordata; Actinopteri; Pleuronectiformes; Cynoglossidae
Gene: il22ra2
Product: interleukin 22 receptor, alpha 2
Exons: 7
Coding region: 4158-4823 (221 amino acids)
Biological process (GO): cytokine-mediated signaling pathway
Cellular component (GO): plasma membrane
Molecular function (GO): protein binding; cytokine receptor activity
Source: RefSeq, a predicted model, not a curated record
GAUUCCAGUGGACCACGGUGUGAACAUCAGUGGAGAGAUGAUGAAGAUGGAAGUCAGAGCCACGCAGCUCUUCUGUGCUCUGCCCUUCUCCCCCCCUCCUUCCGGACACAACAGUCAGAUUCUCUACGUCCUCAUCCCCCUGGUGGUCCUGUUUUUGUGCUCCUUUGUCCUUUUCCUGAUCUACAAAAAGAAGACCCGCCCCAACACUAAAGUCCCAGACGCUAUGAAAAUCAAUAAAACCAACAGUGAGGCCCCGAGUCUGGAGGAGGGGACGAGGCCUGAUUUCGUGACACACAUGGAGCCUUCGUCUCCGACUCCUCUCCUCUCACAUGAACAGACCACAGACUUUACUGCACCUGUUCGCCCCGACACUCAUUGCAACGAGUUCAUUCCCUUCGGAAGGAACCGUGAAGCUGUUCAGGGUGACGGGGAGGCGGAGCCAGACGCCAGUGUUAAUGAUGACGGUGACCGUGAUGACGACGGUGAUGAAGGACAGGGCUACAGGGGAGGCAGCGGUCUGGAGGAAGAUGAGGGUGAGAACACCUCUGAGGGCCACUCUGGAUACGAGCGUCGGAAUUGUUUAGUGGACUUGGAUCAGAACGACUUGGAUCAGAACGACUUGGAUCAGAACGACUUGGUCGACGGCUGCAACGCCUGAAGGUGGAGCCGAUGGCCAAAAAUGUUAGGUCAAUCUGUGCUCUUCCCUGGAACCCAUGGAAAAAAUUUAGUUGCAUGAAAAGGCCUGCAGGGGGAGCUUUCGCUUAUCUAUCUGCUGGCUUCAUUUUCUUUCCGUCACAUUGUGGAUUACUUUGAUUUUGACCUGGAGAUGGUUGCCAUGGAAACAUGAUCUUCACCAUGGAACCGAUUCAUCUUACCGUGUGGACCAUGCCCUUUGUGUUUAUGUUACUGACUGUUUCACACUGUUCUCUGGGUCAACAAAUACACCAGAGAGAGCGAGGACAGCCGUGGGAUUGGCCGACUGACAGAUCACAGAUGGUGAAAUACCGUUUUUUAUUUUUACUUUACUUUUUUUUUUUUAAAUUAAUGGUCAAUUGACUUUCGGGCCGCCACAGUCUCUGAAGUGGAUGUGAAAUGCUGGAGGUCAUGUACAGAAAAGUAAAGUUGUCGUCAUCACAAAAUUCUCCUAAAGAACUGCAGAUGAAACGUUUCCCACCAACUUGGCUCAGUCACAGGUUCAACUCCUGGUGGUGACUGGAGUGAUGAACCAAAUGAAAAUGGUUCCUUUGAACCAACGUUCUGUCAAAUACAGUCCUUGUUCCGUAGUUCCAUUCCAUCCGUUGGCAGUUAGCCAACAUCGCUCGUCCAAACGUUAGUGAUAUAAUUAAGUAGCCCACGGUCCGACUGUUAGCCUGGUAGAACACGGUGACGUUCUUCUUGAAGAUGGUGUUUUCAGGGUCAGGUUGCUGUUCUGAACGACACGGUGGCUCUACCACCGCUUCAAAUUCUCUGUGGAGAAGAAGUGGGCGGGGCACACAGUGGCUGAUUACCAUUUAAAGGUAAAGGCACCGGUCGUUCAGAACACGUAUGUGUGGAGAGUCCAGCUGUGGUCACUGCUUCAGUGUAUUUUUUUUUUUUUACUGUUGUGUCUUGACCUCUGACCUCCAUGACCUCAUCCAGCUUUUUAAAAAAACAAAAGACUAACCGACUGAUUCUUGCUCUAUAGUGCCUCCAUCUUUGUUCCACCUCAGGUCUGACCUACAGCUGACUGAAAGAUUUGAGUGAAAUGAGAUAAAAGUCCUUCAUUUCCACACUAGGCCUUAAUCUGCAUUAAAACAUUCCACAGUGAAACUAAGCUUUUUAAAAAAAAGCUGAUUUGCACAUUUUAAUGAUUGUUUCAAACAUUCAAAAAAAAAAAAAAAUCUAUUAGCAUUAACCUUAAACUUCUGGAAUGUUCUCAUUGUUGAAACAUUGCAAUUCAUUAAAGCAAAUAAUCAUUUCUCCCCUUCGUUCACCCCCACCUGCUGGUUAAACAGGGGAAGAACAUUAAAAGAGGAACAAAAAAAAAAACAGUUUUCACCAAGUGGAAACUAAAAACUGUUUUGUUUUAUCUCUGUUGUUUUUGCACUAACACUGCACUGGAGGAUGUGAUGACUGAGGGUGACAAGUGUGUGUGUGUGUGUGUGUGUGUGUGUGUGUGUUUACUUUGAUAUUGUUUGUUCAAAGAUUAUAUUUCACAUUAAGAAGCAGCGCUUCUGUUGUCGUCACCGUCUGCUGCAGCUCAUGCCAAACUUCCUUCACUCUGGACAAUUAAAAAGAAAUGUUUAAACACAGUUUGACUGAACAUCUGUGUGUUUUUCACACACACACAGCCCUAAACUCCACACUGUUCUGAGCUGUUCAAGAAAAACUUUUUCUGUUUCCUGCUGUAGUAUCAGCGUCUCAGCUCAGGAUUUAUGUCCUCUAAAAACUGCUGUUUAUCGUCAGGGGAAAGUCAUAAAGUAACGCCGAUGUGGAAACAACAGCGGGUCGGUUGACGGUCGGAAAACUGAGGGAAGGGAAGUUGAUAUUUUGAGUGUUGACCCAGGUUGUUGGCACGACUCUGUCAUGUUAUGUUACAGUUAAUGCCAUGAAGCUUCAUGACAUUUAGGUCGUUCCUUCCUCUGAAGCCAGUGACGGGAGCUGAGGAGGAAGACCUCUCUGUGGGUGGGUGUAUGUGGGUGUGUGUGUGUGGGUGUGUGUGCUGCCUUCCUCUCUGACCCCUGUGUGUGUGGGUGUGAGGAAACAUCACAGUUUCGGAAUCGGAACAGACAGUAUUUCUGGUCAAAACAGAAACAGGUUCAUCUGGAUUAUCAGCCCAGAUUAUCAGCCCAAUUCCUGGAUAUUUCCAAUGACCGGGGAUUCCACAGAUACAUUUAGUCGACCGUAGAUUUGCCGGACUAAAACUAGACUAAGACCUACUAAGUCAUCCACAGUACUAACUCAGUGAAGUUGCGGUGUACAGUACGCAGCAGUACACAGCAGUACACAGCAGUACGCAGCAGUACGCAGCAGUACACAGCAGUACGCAGCAGUUACAGUACAUCAGGUGGCUCAUCUUCCUGCUUCAGGUGAAGCUGAGUUCCUGUUACUGUUUGUUUCAGUGCUUCCAGUAAAAAACACAGGCGAGAAAAGUGUGUCAUUGUGGAGCCGGUCCGACCGGAGUCUUAACCCUCAGGGGACUCAGGGGACCUGCGGAGGGGAAAGCCAGAAGUCACAUGACUUCGCUGCACUCACUGGUAAAAGAUCCUGGUCCAGUUUCAGGAACGUGACAUUUACCGUCAUAAAAACCAUUUAAAUGAUUCGUCAUAUUUUCGUUGAGUUUAAGCACAGCAGGAUCAGUGGGGAGAGAGCAUGCCUACCUUUCAAAAGGUCUGAGGUUUAACUCCAGAAUGAGUUGAACAUUUAUCUCCAAGGUUCUGGUCCCAGCUCUGUACCAAAACAUAAGAACGUGUGUUUUAGUUUCCUGACAGACGUGACCGACCUGCAGGUUCACCUCGCGGAAAAUGUCUCCGUGUUUUCGUACUUUUAUAGCGUACACGCUGCUGUAUUUCUUGUUUUUUUGUGAACUAUCGUCAGCAGAGUCAGGCACUUUUCUUUUCAUAAAUAAAUAAAUACAUAAUGUAAAAGCCUAAAUGAUCAGUGUAAAUAUAUUGUUACUUUAUGGUUAAAAAGACUGGAAACUGAAGCUGCAGAGUUAGCUGCUCUGGACUCGACUGUGACUUGUCAGUCUUUGACUCGGGACUUGAGGGCAAAGACUUGAGACUUGCAAAACAAUGACUUGGUUCCACCUCUGUCUCUCACACACACAUCUUGUUUCCUAAAGAAAGUUUUUUUAUUUUGAGGAUGAAAGUAUAAAAAAAAAAUUUAUUUAAAUUUUGUUUCUUCUUCCACGAGGUGUGGUUUGACUUACUAUCCCGUCAGUGAAGGCACCACGAUAAUGUACAUAUAAGGACAGGAGGUUUGAAACGUGAUGCCUGCUUACACACACACACACACACACACACAUACACAUACACACACACAGAGGAAAAAUAGGAAGUUAACGACAAUUUAAAGGGAUCAUCCCUGCACAGGAGCUCAGUGUGUGUCACAGCCUGUGUGUGUGUGAGGUGUGUGUUGGUUGUUCUUGAACUCUGAUCAUCCACAGCAUCAACACCAUGACCACAGCCUGGAUCCUGCUUCAUCUGAGCGUCUGUGUCACAGCACGAGUGAUUCUGGAUCCUCCAGCUCAGGUGGAGUUCAAGUCCGUGGACUACGUCAACAUCCUCCACUGGACCACAGCAAACUACAGCCACAACAACAGCCACAACAACAACAACAAUUCUCUGAAGUACUACGUCCAGUGGAAGAUUUAUGGAGAAGCUCAUUGGUUGGAUGUGGACAGUUGUCAGGGGAUCUACACCCACCACUGUGACCUGACGGAGGUCACCGCAGAGUCCAGGGAGUGGUACUACGCCAGAGUCCAUGCUGCCUCCCCCCCGUCCUCUAAAUCAGCCUGGACCAUGUCCCGCAGGUUCAGCCCACGUUGGGACACCAGGAUCAGUUCUCCAGUCCUGAGGGUCAACGUCACAGACCAGGGGAUGACGGUUCAUGUGAGACCUUCACAACAUCUGGUUCACAAGAUCCACAAAAAUCUGUUCUACAAGAUCUUUCUCAAACACAACAGUGGAGAAGAGGAAUUGUUUGAAAUGUCCUGCUGCUCCAAGAAACUUGUCCUGAAGAACCUGGAACACAGGACCAAGUACUGCCUCCAGGCCCAGACCGUCGUCCCCCCAUUCAUGAGCAGCAGUCGCAGCUCUCUGGAGUGUGACAUCACACUCUGAUGACACAGGUACACACACACACAUUUCUUCAUGGUUGAUGGUCACCGUACAUUAAAAGAACAUUUUACAAAGCUACAAAUUUUUGAAUUUCUUUUCAAAAUUGUAUCUUUUCUGCAUGUUUUUCAUCAAACUAGAACAUUUUGAGAAUUUUUUAGAAAAAAAAAUGAAAUUUUUAGGUAACAUCCUAGCAUUACAUGUCAUGUGGUCACAUGGUGAAAAAUUAUGAUGAACAUUUUUGAAAAAAAAAAUCAAAUUUUUGUCUUUUCUGCAUCUUUCAUAUCAAAAAAGAGCAUUUCUAAAAACAUUUUUUUUUAGACAUUUUUCAGUAAAAUCCUAAUUUCAGGUGUCACGUGGUCACAAGGUGAACAAUUAUAAAAUGAUUGAUGAUUUUGUGUCAUUUUUGGUCAAAAACUAAAAGAUUUUGAGAAAAAUCUUUGUAAAAUUAUUUUUUUUCACGAUGGUA